AUGUCUGCGGAGCAGAUUGAAGGCGUCAUUGAGCGCAUCACGUACACCAAGGGCGUGUUGGGUGUGGUGGUGUGCACGUCCGAAGGGGCGCCCAUACGUGACAGCUUCCAAAACCUCGACAGGUCUCUGGCCCAGUCCUACGCAGCCAUGGCGGCUGAUCUAGCACGACAGGCGGCAGUGCUGUUUGCACCUGUAAAGUCUCCCGGCACUGCCGCUGAGUCUUCCCCCAAACUGGGAGCGAAGAAGCAGAUCACCACUACGCCACCUCCGCUGAUCUGGGAGAGCUCCGUAGAGCUCAUUCGCGUCCGCACGCUUCUGCAUGAGAUCAUCAUCCGCUGCAGCGACGACUUCCUUAUCGCCGUAGUGCAGGAGCCUGUUGUUUGA
Messenger RNA from Leishmania mexicana MHOM/GT/2001/U1103, 384 nucleotides. RefSeq lists its product as hypothetical. Gene Ontology annotation, molecular function: dynein intermediate chain binding. Lineage: Eukaryota; Euglenozoa; Kinetoplastea; Trypanosomatida; Trypanosomatidae. Gene Ontology annotation, cellular component: cytoplasm; cytoplasmic dynein complex. Gene Ontology annotation, biological process: microtubule-based movement. Bases 1 to 384 code for a protein of 127 amino acids. The transcript has a single exon. The record is from RefSeq and is a predicted model, not a curated record.